This is a messenger RNA of Cannabis sativa, 3524 nucleotides long. RefSeq names its product cellulose synthase-like protein D1. The record is from RefSeq and is a predicted model, not a curated record. Lineage: Eukaryota; Viridiplantae; Streptophyta; Magnoliopsida; Rosales; Cannabaceae. Gene Ontology annotation, biological process: plant-type primary cell wall biogenesis; cellulose biosynthetic process. Bases 228 to 3293 code for a protein of 1021 amino acids. Gene Ontology annotation, cellular component: trans-Golgi network; plasma membrane. Gene Ontology annotation, molecular function: cellulose synthase (UDP-forming) activity; mannan synthase activity. The transcript is spliced from 6 exons.
AAAUUACCAUUCAUCACAAAGAAUCAUCCAUUUCCAUUAAACAUUUUUCUUUUUAUUAUUUCUCUCUGCAUGAAAAAUCUCAUAAACUUAUUUUUUUUUCACGUAAAAAAGUGAAAAAAUAAUAAUAAAAAAAAAUGUUCACUACUUUUUCUAUGUAAAAAUGAGUGUUCUAUAGAAGAAAAAAAAGGCUAAGCAUAAAAAAAACACACAAAAUUCAAACAUCAAACAUGGCGAGUACACCAUCAAGCCCGCCAAAGAAGUCGUCGUUGGGGCGGCCGCCGGUGAAAUUUGCUCGUCGAACGUCGAGCGGCCGCAUGGCGAGCCUAUCUCGGGACGACGAUUUAGAAAGCAUAUCAAGCGAAUUCUCCACCCAAAAUGACUACAUAAAUUACACGGUGAUGAUGCCGCCGACGCCAGACAACCAGCCAGUGACCGAGGAGAAUUCCGGCGGUGGCAGUGACGGAGGAGGAACGAAAAUGGACAGGAGAAUAUCGGUGAUGAAAUCGAAUAAUAAUAAUAAUAAUAAUAAUAACAAGUCAAUGUUGGUGAGAACACAAACUGGGGAUUUUGAUCACAACCGUUGGUUGUUUGAGACUAAAGGGAAGUAUGGGAUUGGAAAUGCUUAUUGGUCUGAAGAAGAAGAGACUUAUGAAUCAGAUGUUAGUAUGUCUGAUUUCAUGGAUAAGCCAUGGAAGCCUCUCACUAGGAAGGUCAAGGUUCCUGGUGGUGUUCUUAGCCCUUACAGGUUACUAGUGGUGAUCCGAAUGGUAGUGCUAUCAUUUUUCUUAGCAUGGAGAAUCCAAAAUCCAAACAAUGAUGCAAUGUGGUUAUGGGGAAUGUCCAUUGCUUGUGAGAUUUGGUUUGCAUUUUCAUGGCUUUUGGAUGUCCUCCCUAAGCUUAAUCCCAUCAACCGCGCCACGGAUCUCUCCGCCCUUCGCGACAAGUUCGAGCAGCGCACCCCGUCUAACCCUAAUGGCCGCUCGGACCUUCCCGGUGUGGAUGUGUUUGUUUCUACUGCUGACCCUGAAAAGGAACCUCCUUUGGUCACUGCCAACACAAUUCUCUCCAUUCUUUCUGCUGAUUACCCUACCGAAAAGCUCUCGUGCUACAUUUCGGAUGAUGGAGGUGCCAUUCUCACCUUUGAGGCCAUGGCUGAGGCUGUUAACUUUGCUCAGGUUUGGGUACCAUUUUGUAGAAAACACAACAUAGAACCAAGAAAUCCAGACAGCUAUUUCAGCUCGAAAACCGACCCAACUAAGAACAAGAAGCUUCCUGAUUUCGUCAAGGAUCGACGUUGGAUCAAAAGAGAAUACGACGAGUUUAAGGUAAGGAUCAAUGGUUUACCAGAGGCAAUAAAAAAGAGAAGUGAAAUGUACAAUUCUAGAGAAGAGGCAAAGGAGAAAAAGCUAGCCAGAGACCAAAAUGGUGGGCUUUUGCCAGCAGAGCCAAUCAAAGUGACCAAGGCAACAUGGAUGGCUGAUGGUACACAUUGGCCUGGCACAUGGCUAACCUCAGCACCUGACCAUGCCAAGGGAGAUCACGCUGGUAUUUUACAGGUAAUGACUAAAGUCCCAGAGAAUGAGCAAGUAAUGGGUUACAACGAUGAACAAAAGCUAGAUUUCACAGGAGUGGACAUUAGGCUGCCAAUGUUCGCAUACGUGUCGAGAGAGAAGAGGCCGGGUUACGAUCACAACAAGAAGGCAGGAGCCAUGAACGCCAUGGUUAGAGCCUCAGCAAUACUCUCCAAUGGACCAUUUAUUCUCAACCUAGAUUGUGACCAUUACAUCUACAACUGUUUGGCCAUUAAGGAAGGAAUGUGUUUCAUGAUGGACCGUGGAGGAGACAGAAUUUGCUACAUACAAUUCCCACAAAGAUUUGAAGGGAUUGACCCAUCUGAUCGAUAUGCAAAUCACAACACUGUUUUCUUUGAUGGUAACAUGAGAGCUCUUGACGGCCUGCAAGGCCCGGUGUACGUGGGAACCGGGUGCAUGUUCAGGCGAUAUGCACUCUACGGGUUUCACCCACCGAGAGCAAACGAAUACUUAGGCGUGUUUGGCCAAUCGAAAAAGAGAGCUCCAAAUUACCAAUCAGAACACUUGGUGGAUGACGAUUCAGAUACACAGCCAUUAAAUUCACACCCUGAUCUUGGUUUGCCUAAGAAGUUUGGAAACUCAAACGUGUUUACUGAAACCAUUGCCGUUGCCGAGUACCAAGGACGUCCUCUUGCUGAUCACAGCUCUGUCAAGAAUGGCCGCCCUCCAGGCGCACUCCUCCUCCCGCGUCCUCCUCUUGAUGCCCCAACUGUCGCCGAAGCUGUUGCCGUCAUCUCUUGCUGGUACGAGGAUAAGACAGAAUGGGGUGAGAGAAUAGGCUGGAUAUACGGGUCAGUGACAGAGGACGUGGUGACGGGCUACCGGAUGCACAACAGGGGUUGGCGGUCAGUCUACUGCAUAACAAAACGAGACGCCUUCCGUGGCACAGCUCCAAUCAACCUCACUGACCGGCUACACCAGGUGCUAAGGUGGGCAACAGGCUCAGUCGAGAUUUUCUUCUCAAAGAACAAUGCACUUCUAGCCACGCGCCGCCUCAAGUUCCUCCAACGCGUGGCUUACCUAAACGUCGGGAUCUAUCCCUUCACCUCAAUCUUCCUAGUAGUUUAUUGUUUUCUUCCAGCUCUAUCACUCCUUUCUGGACAGUUCAUAGUAGAAGGCCUUAGUGUGGCAUUCCUUUCCUAUCUCCUAACGAUCACAAUCUGUCUCACUCUAAUUUCCCUCCUAGAAGUGAAAUGGUCUGGAAUUGGUCUAGAGGAAUGGUGGAGAAACGAACAGUUUUGGCUCAUUGGUGGGACAAGUGCCCACCUUGUAGCUGUAGUACAAGGGUUAUUGAAAAUCAUAGCUGGUAUUGAGAUUUCAUUUAAGUUGACUUCUAAGUCAGGUGGUGAGGAUGAGGAAGAUGUGUUUGCUGACUUAUAUGUUGUUAAGUGGACCAGUUUGUUUAUAAUGCCGUUGACUAUUAUAGUGGUCAACAUAGUUGCUGUGGUGAUUAGUUGUUUUAGGACCUUAUACAGUGUGUUACCUCAAUGGAACAAGCUCUUAGGUGGGACUUUCUUUAGCUUUUGGGUUUUGGCUCAUAUGUACCCUUUUGCUAAAGGGUUGAUGGGAAGAAGAGGACGAGUCCCUACGAUUGUGUUUGUUUGGGCUGGGUUGAUCUCUAUUACUGUUUCUUUGCUGUUAAUUUCGAUAAAUCCUCCUGAUGAUACUACUACUACUUCUGGAGGAAAUGUUCAGAUAUGAUCAAAUAAAAUGGAACUAGACUAGGGGAAAAGAAAAAACUAUUUUGAUGUGAUUUUAGGUGGUCUACUUUGUAUCAUGAUAAAUGUAACAAUAGAACUGUUGUGUUUGUUGUGUGGUUACUAGUGUUAAGUCCUCUAAAUUUUGUGAUUUCAAGCAAUGUAAUUUUUUUUUUUUUUUCUUUUGUAUUAUUUUGUAGGAAGUAUAAUGUGAUUUUGAACUUUAGGCAUAAUA